This is a messenger RNA of Mytilus californianus (California mussel), 12664 nucleotides long. RefSeq names its product epidermal growth factor receptor-like. The record is from RefSeq and is a predicted model, not a curated record. Bases 1761 to 6056 code for a protein of 1431 amino acids. Gene Ontology annotation, molecular function: ATP binding; transmembrane receptor protein tyrosine kinase activity. The transcript is spliced from 28 exons. Gene Ontology annotation, biological process: positive regulation of kinase activity; cell surface receptor protein tyrosine kinase signaling pathway; protein phosphorylation. Lineage: Eukaryota; Metazoa; Mollusca; Bivalvia; Mytilida; Mytilidae. Gene Ontology annotation, cellular component: signaling receptor complex; basal plasma membrane.
AGUUUAUCGAGAAGUAUUCUAAAUUUAUGUAUAUGUCAUAAAUGUCAUUGAUUACAUUAUUGAAACUGGACAGCUAAAAUAGGGAUAAUAUGUUCGUAAACAUAUAUUUUUUUAAAAAGUGUUUAUUGUGGAAUACUUGUAUUAAUAUAACAAGCUACAGCAAAAAUUAAAACAAACCGACAAAAUGAGCUUGACGCUAUCUGUCUUACGGCAAAUUCAUUUUUACAGGAAUUAGUUUAUGUAUCAAGAACUAUAAAUUAAAGGAUAGAACCAUUUAGAAUUGUGAAUAUUUUAAUUGACUAAUACACGAAAGACUUAGAUUAUUCGUAUUUAAUAAAAGGGGGUCCAAACGUAUUUUUUGUACAAUCAUCUUCUUAACUUACGGAAAUGGCUUUUUAACUGUCUGUAAAUAUUAAAAUUGAAAAUGACCCAGCCUUGUUCUCCAAUUUCAUAUGUGAUAGCUGUCGGUACUAUUAAGAUCGAACUAACCAGAAAUAGGAAAAUUGGACUAAAAUUAAAAUUGAACGAAUGACUCUAUUCGGCAGUGUACAUCAACGGAAUGUAACGAAUGGAGUAUUCGGGUUACUUCGCACGUAUAUACGACAAAAUUACUUCCAUGGCUAGAUUAAGUAAGAAUAUUUUUCGAAUUCUGAUGUAUUUUUAAUUUCAAUAAUGAUUGAUUAAUGAAAGUUUAAUAUCUAGUGGAAAAUAUGACAUUAUUGAUUCAUUAUAUAUAUAUAAAACACCAAAAAUUUCUAGGUUUUGAUAUUCCUGAAGAAGAAGAGUUAUGAUGUAAUUUUAUCCAAUAUAGACUGAUCAUUAUAUCCAAUAUAGACCGAUCAUUAUAUCCAAUAUAGACUGAUUAUUAUAUCUAAUAUAGACUGAUCAUUAUAUCCAAUAUAGACUGAUUAUUAUAUCUAAUAUAGACUGAUCAUUAUAUCUAAUAUAGACUGAUCAGAUCAUUAUAUCUUAUAUAGACUGAUCAUUAUAUCCAAUAUAGACUGAUUAUUAUAUCUAAUAUAGACUGAUCAUUAUAUCUAAUAUAGACUGAUCAUUAUAUCCAAUAUAGACUGAUCAUAAUAUCCAAUAUAGACUGAUUAUUAUAUCCAAUAUAGACUGAUCAUUACAUCCAAUAUAGACUGAUCAUUAUAUCCAAUAUAGACUGAUCAUUAUAUCCAAUAUAGACUGAUCAUUAUAUCUAAUAUAGACUGAUCAUUUUAAUGUUUUAAAGUACAGAAUCUAUCACAAAAUCUUGCUCUGCAAUUCUAGUAUUCAUUACAUAUUUUUUUGGUAAUUUUUAAAAUAAAAAUGUUGUAUAACUUCGAGUAUAAACAUUCAGUGUUGAUCAUGGGACAAUAGAAAUUGAUAAAGCAUUUGAUUGACUUGGAUCAGAAGGCGGCUUGAUGUUUGUCUCAAGGGAAAUUAAAUGAAGACUCACAACUGUGAAGGAAAUAAGAAUAUUGUUAACAAUGAUCUAGUUAUGUGCCUUACGGGAAUUGCUGUCUUUUCUUUCAUCUCACCAGAACGUAUUUCAUAAAACAAGUGUUUUUUUUCCAGAUGUUGUUGAUCUGACCACUUCCACACUUUUGAAAUGUACCAUGAUACAUUUUCUUCAAAACAGUAAUAGGAUCAGGAAAAAAAGUCUAACUUACAAAUUACAGCUCAAUCCUGUCUCAGGUUGGAGGGUGGAUCAGUGUGAAAAGGGGAUAAUAAUACAAAAGAUUAUAUUCUAAAUAGAAUUGGUAUGUCGAGGAACCAAAAUGGGCAUGAGUGUUAGUGGAAGCUCUAAAGAUCACUAUGAAUUGUAUAAGCGUAGAUACACAAACUGUACAUAUGUAGAUGGAAAUUUGGAAAUUACAUAUUUAGAUAAUAAUGGGGAGGGUUCAGAACAAGAUUGGAAUUUGACUUUCUUGGAAUCCAUUGAAGAAGUUAGUGGAUACGUUUUGAUUUAUUCUGUUUUUACUCAAGAGUUGCAUUUGAAGAACUUGCGUCUCAUAAGAGGAAGUCAGUUGUUCUCAUUCAAGGGAGAGAAGUUAUAUAGCUUAGUUUUAGCAAGUAAUAGUAAACCAGGAUCUACAACGAAAGGAUUGAUGCACCUUGGAUUUAAAAGUUUACAAGAAAUAAUGAAUGGAAUUGUUUAUUUUUACAACAAUAAUUUGUUGUGUUAUGAAAAUACAAUCCAUUGGGCAGACAUUAAUCCCAGUGUAACACCACAUGCUAAAUACAGCUUUAAUAAUACUUAUCACAAAAGGGCAUGUGGUGAAUGUCAUCCAGCUUGUUAUAAUGAGAAGACAGAAACCAAACAAUGUUGGGGAGAAGGUCCAGAUAUGUGUCAAACAUUGAACCAUGCAACAGUUUGUAGCCAGACAUGUGAAGAUAGAUGUUUCGGCAGUGACCCAAACCAGUGUUGCCAUCCUGAAUGUGCUGCUGGGUGUCAUGGACCAAAGAAAACAGAUUGUUAUGCAUGCAAGCAUUACUCUAAUGAUGGAGAAUGUGUCAGUCGUUGUCCACCACAUCAGGUUUAUAAUCCAUACAAACUUGAAAUGGAAGAAAAUCCAGCAGGAAAAUUUGCAUAUGGUGCACUUUGUCAAAAAGACUGUCCCAAACAUUUGUUGAAAGAUAAAGAACAAAAUGUUUGUGUAAAAACCUGCCGAACCAGGUUCCAUGAUGUAAAUGGUACAUGUGUGGAAUGUAAUGGACCCUGUCCUAAAGCAUGUACAGGUCAAAGUGGUGGGGAAUACAUCACAGCCAGCAACAUCAAUCAGUUUGAGAAUUGUACAAUUAUAAAUGGAAAUCUCAAAAUUGUAGAAGCUUCAUUUACAGGAGAUAUCCAAUAUAAGAUACCAGGGGUUACAGUUGCUGAUUUACAAAUUCUUAAGAGCAUCAAGGAAGUAACAGGAUAUAUAAUGAUACAGUCAAACGACACAAACUUCAGAAACUUAUCUUUUCUUUCAAACUUGGAGGUUAUCCAUGGAAGAGAGGUUGAUGCAACACAAAGUUCCCUGAAUGUCAUGUUUACGCCACUCAAGACGCUAGACUUAACAUCAUUAAAGCAGAUAAAAAACGGCCAUGUUACUGUAGCAUUUAAUCAUCAUUUAUGUUACAUUUCUGAUAUCAAUUUUACACCUAUGUUUGUUCACAAAGAUUUACAGAUGGUCAGAAAAAUGAACAAUAAGAAGUCAGAAUUGUGUAAAGAUGAAGGUGAAGUUUGUGAUCAAAGUUGUUCAGAUGAUGGAUGUUGGUUCAAGGGACCAGAUAAAUGUUUACAGUGCAGAAAGUUCAAGAUAGACAACAGUAGUAAUAUCUGUAUCAAUGAUUGUUCACAACUGCCAUGGUUGUAUGAAGUAGGAAAUUUGUGUAAAUUUUGUGAUGUGGAGUGUGAGUCUACAUGCUCAGGUCUUGGACCAGAGAAUUGUCAUAAGUGUAAACAUAAUGCUGUGACUAGACAAUAUAAAGAUGGCAAAAUGAUAAAAAAAUGUAUAAAGGAAUGUCCGGAAAUGUUUUAUCCUGACCAAGAUAAGAUAUGUCAGGAAUGUCACAAUUACUGUGAUGAUGGUUGUACUGGUCCUUCUCAGACUGUUAUGGAUGGUGGAUGUAAUAGUUGUAACAUUGGUAUUGAACAGACGAAUCAACGUGGAGACACUAUUAUUACUUGUAUGGAUCCAAAUGAAGAAUCUUGUCCAGUAGGGUUCUACAGACAUACAGUGUCUCAGGCACAUACAGAUAAUCCAUUAGCUGGGAAAACAGUAUGUAAAAGAUGCCAUGAAUUGUGUACAGACUGUACUGGCUCUGGUUCAGCCCACUGCAUUACAUGUAAAUAUCUGAAGCAGUUCGACUACUGUGUAGACAAAUGUUAUCCUAUCUUCUAUCCAGACCCAAACAACAUCUGUCAAGGAUGCCACGAACAGUGUAGAGACAGCUGCUUUGGACCAACAGCUGCUGAUUGUAAUUCUUGUAAAAACUUCAAAGUGUACUGGGAUGACACUGAUAAUCCAAACAGAUUUAAUUGUACAGAAAAAUGUCCAGAUGAUAAAAGCCACCAUGUGGAAUCAGAAGAUACUAAUGAUGAAGGAUUGAUAGUAUGUGCUGGUGCUUCUCAUCCAAGGGUUCAGGCUAGAUUAAAUGCAGACAGAGAUGCUGAGAAGAAGAAGAUAUUGGCUAUAGCAGUACCUACAGUAGGUGGGAUAUUACUGGUUGCUGUCCUGUUGGUCCUUUUUGCCUAUUACUGGAAACAGAGAGCCAAAUCUCAGGAGAAGACAGCUAUUUUGACUGCAAGAAUGACAGGAUAUGAGGAUGAGCCUAUCACACCCACAGAUGCUAAACCAGAUAUGUCAAGUUUAAGGUUAAUUAAGGAAUCAGAGUUACGAAGAGGAGGUAUUAUUGGAUCUGGUGCAUUUGGUACAGUAUAUAAGGGAUUCUGGAUACCUGACAAUGAAAAUGUAAAGAUACCAGUAGCCAUUAAAGUACUACAGGAAGGAACCUCACCCAAUCUGAAUAAAGAGUUAUUAGAAGAGGCUAGAGUGAUGUCCAGUGUGGACAAUGUCUGUUGUAUCAGGAUUCUGGCUGUCUGUAUGACUGCACAAAUGAUGUUAAUUACUCAGUUAAUGCCACUUGGCUGUUUACUCGACUAUGUUAGGAAACACAAAGAGAAUGUGGGUUCUAAAGUUCUGUUGAAUUGGGCUACACAAAUAGCUAGGGGUAUGGCAUAUUUAGAAGAACGUGGAAUUGUUCACAGAGAUUUGGCAGCCAGAAAUGUACUAGUUCAAAGUCCAGGUCAAAUAAAAAUAACAGAUUUUGGUCUGGCUAAACUUCUGGAUUAUAAUGAGGAUGAAUAUGUAGCUGGUGGAGGAAAGAUGCCCAUCAAAUGGUUAGCACUAGAAUGUAUUCAACACAGAGUGUUUACACAUAAAAGUGAUGUCUGGAGUUAUGGAGUGACGAUCUGGGAAUUAUUUACAUAUGGACAGAAACCAUAUGAACAUGUGAGAGCUCGAAAUGUACCAGAAAUCCUAGAGAAGGGAGAAAGACUUCCACAGCCAAAUAUCUGUACUAUUGAUGUCUAUAUGAUUAUGAUUAAAUGUUGGAUGUUGGAUGCUGAAAGUCGACCAAGUUUUAUAGAACUCGCAGAUGAGUUCGCCAAAAUGGCCAGAGAUCCUGGUAGAUACCUUGUUAUACAGGGAGAUGUCAACAAGAAAAUCCCAGAUGAACCUGAAAAAAAUGCACCUUUACUUGCUUUUACUAAUGAAAUAGAUUCGGGUGUUGAAGCUGAUCAGACAGAGGGAGACAAAUUGAUGAGAUUACCAAGUCAUUCAUAUGACAAAAAUGACCUAGCCAGAAGUUUAAGUGUUGCAGCAGAUGGACCAGAAGAACUCAUGGAAGCAGAUGAUUACUUACAACCACAGUCACAUGAAGCUGAGGCUCCAGUCUCUCCCAUAUCAGCCAAGGCACCAUUACUUGAGUUACCAGAGGGAACAAAAAUGUUUGAUAAUAAAAACAGACACCAUGCUGGACCUCCAUUUCGGGAAAAACGUUAUGCUCAUCUUGAUUCUGCCCUAAAUGCCAGACAUCAAAGAGAAAUGUCACCACGAGGAAGAGGUGAUAGUAUCAAUAGUAGAUACAGUUCUGACCCUGUUCAAGUUUUACAAGAAAAUGAGGAUACUGAACAGAUACUGACCCCACAGAGAAAGUACCCCAUCAAAUUAUUAGGACAGUAUGAACGUCACAAAAAUGGUGAUGUCAAAAUACAACUUCCUGUUGAUGAAGAUGAUUACCUACAACCUAAGUCAAGUCAUCCACGGAAGUAUAUGGACCUUCUUGAGGACCCAGAUUACAUAAAUGAGAAUAAGCCUGUGUUUGAUGAUGAAGAUGAUACACCGUAUAUGAAGCCUGAUCCUGUGCUACAAUUUCAUAAUCCUGAAUAUUUUGACAGUCCAGUUCAUACAAAUGCUCAAUUGCCACGGAAAUCUAACUCAUCAGAUUAUUACAAUGACAUGAAAGUGAAUGGUACAGAACUGAAGCCUUUAAUGAUUGUAGAGGAUAACUCGGAAACAACUGUGUAGUCAUGUGUGUUGUCAGUGUUAUCUCCCUUUCACAAAGUUUAUCACUCUUACGAAAGUUAGGGAGUUUUAACAUGUUGGUUCACUACCAACUGUUUAUUACAAAAGGGAGAUAACUUUAUACAUGUUAUAGCCCAUACUGCCAAAUACAAACAGUGAUUACUAACUUGGUUGUGAUAACCAUGGAUUAAUUAGCCAACCAGGAGUUAUGAUAUGGUUGUGUUAAACAGCUUUGUUAAGCCAAGGCAAUAGUGGUCAGGGAAAUGUUUGGACAGUUAAUACUGCCAAGAAGAUAUGUGAUAUAUAGUAAAUAUACAGUCAUUUUAUACACAAGAAACACAAGAAUAUAACCUUUUGUUUGAGAUUAUUCACUGAACAGGUUGUGAUAAUAUCUACAAUGAGCAGGGACCACAGUACAAGUGUACAACAUGAGUCUUUUGACUUUAUAUACAAGGCUGGUGAUAGAUCUGUGCAUGCAGCUUAGAUAUAUAUGUUGUUAUUGUUACAAAACAUUGUACUAUUUAAAAUGGAAAUUAUUUGUUAAAACAAUGUGUUCUAGCUGAUGUAAAAUAUUAUAAUUUAGUUAUCAUUUAAAUGAACAUAAAUAAAACAUAAAUUCUCAUUAAAACAACCUUUUUGAAGGAAAUAAACAAAAGAUAACAAAGAUAUUACAUGAAUACAAUAUACAUUUUUUGUGUAGCAUAUUAUGGUCUGAAAUUAUCUUAUUAUAAAAUUGCGAACAAAUAUAUGUAUCAAUUUUAUGAUGAAUUUGAUUGUGUUCAGAAAGUAUAAUACUAUUACAUGUAAACACAAUGAAUACUACACUGGUGAUAAAUACAUGUUGUUAUGUCCAAUUGUAUACUGUAAGCUCUCUAUUGUGUUAACAAACAGUGAAUAAUAUUUCCAUUUUACUGCAACCAUGUUAAUGACAAGAAAAUUAAGACAGUUGGAUGUGGAGACUUGUUUUCACAUUUCAAAAUUAAGGAAAAUCAUAACAAACCAUCCACCAAUAUUUUUAUACUUGCCACCUAAAACAUGUUAUAUCAAAUAUUUCUUCAGGUUAUAGAUUACAAUUUCCUCCAUUUCUUUAUACAUACUGAAUCAAAAAUGUGUCCAUUAAAUAAUUGUUUAUCUUAGAUCUUUAUGUAAAUGCAAUGAAAUUUUACCUUGUGAUAUUUAUGUUAAGUGUGAAUGAGAGUACAGAUUAAUCUUAUUUGAAUAACAUAUAUCUGACAUAAAUUCUAAAUGAAUUUAAUUUUUCAGGAUUGAUAUAUAAAUACUGAAAGUAUCAAUUUAAAUAUAUGUAUAUAUGAUCACCCUAUGUGAGCAUUCAUUGUUAGGAACAAGUUGUUAAAAUGAACAAAGCUGUUCUUGAAAUACCGAGACUAUAAAGUACUGAUAUGAAAUGUCAAAAGCGACAAAACAACUGUUACUGUCUAAUGCUAAAAUCUACAGAAACUUGGUUGCUACAUGUUUUUGUUAAGCUUAUAAUUUACCUGAAGAAGUAAUGAAGAUUUAGGUUGCUACCAUUAAAUUAUCUUUUAUAUUUCAAUUUCCACAAAAGAGUCCAUUUAAGAUUUGAAACAAAAAUAAAUAAAGGUGUUGUAGGUAAAAAAUUAUAUCAAAAAUUAAAAUAAAAAAAAACACAAAAGUACAUCCUGGUUUAUAUUACUCUGCAAGUGUUUGUGUAAUAUUACUCUGCAAGUGUUUGUGUAAUAUUACUCUGCAAGUGUUUGUGUAUUAUUACUCUGCAAGUGUUUGUGUAAUAUUACUCUGCAAGUGUUUGUGUAUUAUUACUCUGCAAGUGUUUGUGUAAUAUUACUCUGCAAGUGUUUGUGUAUUAUUACUCUGCAAGUGUUUGUGUAAUAUUACUCUGCAAGUGUUUGUGUAUUAUUACUCUGCAAGUGUUUGUGUAAUAUUACUCUGCAAGUGUUUGUGUAAUAUUACUCUGCAAGUGUUUGUGUAAUAUUACUCUGCAAGUGUUUGUGUAAUAUUGAUUCUGACAGUUAAUUGUUUUACUAAUGAAGCAUUGUUGAGUUUACCAAAUAUUAAUUGUUGAUAUUUCAGUUAUUUAUUCUAUCUGUUAUGUAAGAAAUGUGAAACAUUAUAACCUCAUGGAGUAUAAAACAUGAUUGUUGGCAUUGUUACUAUUUUAAGACUAAAUCAAGUUCCAUUUUGCAUUUUAAAUCAGAGGUUACUUCUGGUUUGAACCGUACAUUGUUAUAUUUGGUAGUGUUAUAAGACCAAUGUGCCUCUUAGAGAUUAUUUUUGUUUAUUGUUAAAGAAAUCCAUCACAUAUUUGUUAGUAUGUCUCAGUGUUGUAUUCCCUGCAUCAUUUCUACAAAUACUAUAUCACUGUCUUAAUUUCUACAAAUACUAUAUCACUGUCUUAAUUUAACAGAGAAAUAUUGUAAAAACAAUUUCUUAAGGUUCAAUCCAUUAAGCUCUGAAUAGAAUGAUAAAAAGGAUGCUAAAGAGUUAUGUUGUUGAUGUUCCGUUUCAUCAUGACUCCUACUUAAUAAAGUCAGAUGAUAUCCUAGAAAACCAUCAACAAAAUUUAUAAAUUCAACUUCAUAUAGACUUAAUUCUCUUAUGAAAUUCAAUUUCAAAGAAGACCAGACACAACAGAGAUUUAGUGUGAUUUCUUGGGGGAGUUAUACCAGUAUUUAGUAUACAAUAAAAGUAAUAUAUUCAAUGACAAGUGUUCAUUAGUAACAUUUUAGAAAUCCAAUCAUAAUGUUAUAUGUAUCUGUGCUAUGCAAUAUAAUGAUAGUAAAUGGCUUAUACAAAUGUUUCAUGUACAUUUACAUGCCAAUGUUUUUUUAGUAACAAUUAUUUCUUCAUUGUGACAAAUCAUUUUAUACAUCAUGUUUCAGGAAAAUAUAGCCAAACUAAUGUGCUUAUUGUGAUAGUUAUUCUGUUCCCUAAAACAGAUGGAUAUGCCAUUAAAUUAUAGUCGAUCAAACCUUAUUAAUUUUAAUUCAAUAAUGCAUUGCACAAAACCAAGGCUGGAAUAAAUUUUUUUAGGGGGUUUAUUUCCCCAUCUGUUUCUGAAAAAAGGACAAAAGUUAUCCAAAGCAGUUUAUCACCAAUUUUGAUGUGCAACUUUUUAAUUUGUAUUCCAGUUUUAAGCAUAUUUUCUUUACACUUUCUUAUGAAGGAAAAAAGGUCUAAAAAUUGACACUUUUAUAUCUAUUAAUAAAUUUUUAUUUUUCCUUCAAUUUGGAUAACAUUUGUCCAUUGACUUCUUAUUUACUAGAAUAUUUGAUACUAUUAAACAUAUUUUGCAUAGAUAAGGUCAUUAUUGAGUUUAAAGAAUCCCUAUUGGGAUUGCCCUAAAAAAAAUUAUCUUUUUGAUAUCGAGUCAUAUUUUUAUUUGUUUUCAAAGUUACAAGCAGCAAAGAUUAGCAUUUAGAUUUCUUUUUGAAAUUUUAUAUUUAUCUUUAAUGAAACUCUAGGGUUCUUACCAUUACGUAAAUUCAGCUGAUUUUAACCAUACUCUAGUGACAAGUACUUAAUGUCCUUCAGCUUACUUGUGCCAAAAGACCAGUAACUUUUAGUAGUUGCAUCACUAAUGUGAACUAGUGAACUUUACUGUGACCUAAAGAAUCCCAUCUUUUACACUCAGGAAUAUUAAAAAAGAACAUUAACAUGCAGCAAGAUGUUGUAUUCUUGCCAUUCAAAAGGUUAUCUUCUUAUUUUUAGCUAAGUAAUUAUUAUUGUUAAGCCAAUCAAAACGUCUUGUAACAUUGUCUCUGUGAGUCUGCUUAAUUGUAGUAUAAUUAUCUUACUUGAAAAUAGUAAAACUUUCCAUUUGAUUUAAGCAUGAUUUCACAAAGCAACUAAUGUAAUUAUUGUGAGAAACACAACAAUCAGAUGCUUCAACUACUAGUAAUGUAAUUAUUGUGUCAGAAACACAACAAUCAGAUGCUUCAACUACUAGUAAUGUAAUUAUUGUGAGAAGCACAACAAUCUGAUGCUUCAACUACUAGUAAUGUAAUUAUUGUGUCAGAAACACAACAAUCUGAUGCUUCAACUACUAGUAAUGUAAUUAUUGUGAGAAGCACAACAAUCUGAUGCUUCAACUACUAGUUAUGUAAUUAUUGUGUCAGAAACAAGGAUACUUGAGUAGUCAAUAAUUUGAAAUCUUACAUGGAGUCAACUGUCAACUUUGGUUUUUUUUUAACUUCAUUUAAUAGUUUGCAUGAAAUAACUGUCUUCUGGUGUGUGUAUCUUAGUGGAUGUUAUCUUAUUUAUUUUGUACGAUCUCAGACUUAAUCAACAAAGUUGAUACAAUAAAUGUAAUACUAACAAUUGUAAGUCAGUGGACAUAAAUAUAGUUGUAUUCUGAAACAUUUCUUUGUUUCUUUUUUCUUCUUCUUCUCUCUACUUUCUUCUCCCUAAAUAGCAUAGAUAAUGAUGGAUUGAUCCUGACUGGUGUCAUGAGGUAAAGAUAGGAAGAUGUACCAGGUAAUGAGGACAAGUGUGAAGAAAAGUAUAUGUAUUAUCAAGUCACCUUUCUAAGCUGUCUGCUCCUGUAGCAUGUCAAAUUACUCAGCCAAUAUUAUAUUUAUCCCAUCAUAUUUUUCCUUAAGAAUAAGAACAUCACAAAAAUUCGAACUUCAUAAUAGCAUUUUUUUGUGUGUUUUGUCCAUUGUUGGCAGUAUUUGGUAGUACCACAUUUUUUCAUAUCUUUAAUAACAAAAUCUAUGAAAAUUUCAUACUUAGUUUUGAAACUUUUGUUUCUUGAAUUUUUUCUUUUGAAUUUAAAUGCUAUUACCUAAGAUAUCCUGUCUUACUAUAUAUUUAUGUCCAUUGGCUAAUAGAUAAACAUCUUUUAACUAAUAUUAUAUGAGCAUUUUCUCUUUAAUGGUGCCAUCUUUUUCUAUGUUCAAAGUUCUAGUCUUCCUACAUAUAAUGUACAUUUGUAAAUAAUGAGUUUCCCCCUUCAUUUCAUCACCAGACUAUAAUGAUUGCCUGGCAUUAUACUGAAAAAAAGAAUUCUCUUUUAAAAGGUAAAAAAUAACAUCAACAACAUUUACUUUAAUAUGCAAAAUAUAAAUAUUAACCUUAAAUUCAUAAUAUGUUUGUUUUUACACAAUCAAAGAGACAAAUAAUGUUAACAGAUGUAUCAGUUACUGACUCAAGUUUUAUCAUGUAGCCAUGCAAGUUAAAACUACAAUAGAUUCACAAACACAUCAUUUUGUUGUCGAGCCAUCAGAAACAAAGAUAAACUUUUACUUGAAGAAUUUUAUUUUUCAUAUUUGAUUGGAAGUCAUACAACUUAUGAUUGUCCAUUAGAUCAUGAGAAUGACCCAGGGAAGGCACUUCUGAAAGAUAAUAACCCAUAUGAGCAGUUUUAGAUUCCAGCUUUGUGGUUAUACUUAGAGUGAGUUUUCAUACAACAAACAAGAUCAUUAAUUUGACUCCAAAUCAAUGUUUUACUGAAAAUGUCUUUAGACAAUUGUAAUAAAUUAUAAGCACUUGUUGUAAUAAGCAUGAAUAAGUUUACAAUUAUAACAUUCUUUGUUUAUUGUAUUGAAAAUGUUUCCCUAAAAUUAAAAAUGAGACCCUGUUUUUAUUCACCUUAUAUUUACUGUUUUUCAUCCUAAUUUCUUGUUUUAUAGGGAAACAACAUUUAAUGCCAUCCGAACAUUUAUUUUUGACCUAAAAUAAACGAUAUUAAGUGAGGUUAGGCUGGCUAUGAAGAAUGCCUAUCCAAUUAUUGCCAAUUGGAUUCCCCCAAAAAGGUUUUCCUUAAAUCAAUUUUUCUCAAGUUGAUGUUACAAGUUCUUUAAUGUAUGUAGGAAAGGCUCUUCCACCCUAAGACUGGCUGUGUAUGAAAAACCUCUGUCCAACAUUUGAAGCAUGACAAAUUGUUUUUAAGAUGAACUUUUUUUUUCUGUGUGGGGUUCUGAGACUGAAAUUUAAUGGACUAAUGGCUGCACUUGACAUAUAGAUGAUGUUAUGAGUUAAAUAUGCUAAAUGUCUGGUUUCCAGUUUUAUUGGAUAAUACCUCCUACACCAACCAGUUUAUGCUAGUGAAAGGAAACCUGUGCCAAUAUUUUUUUCUAAUGCAAUUGCAAUUUAAAAAAAAAGGGUUUCAGCUGCCAUUAGCAUUGGUUGUAAUAGAGGCUCUAGCUUUACAUAUUCUUUCUGGUGAAAAAAGAGAUGAGGUUGGUGCAUGACAGAAAUUGUAUUGUUCAAGCCAUAUCAUAUUAUUGUCAAAUUUAUUCCUUUACAUAUCUGACUUUUUUUCCUUCAAUAAAGUAUGUUGAUAGUAAGUCAAGAAAUUGUUAUCAUGAUGUUAGGAUUAUUAAUAAAGUGUUAUUUACAGAAAACUUAACAUUUGAAAUAUGACAAAUUUUUAGCUUUAUCAUACCUUUUAUAUUUACAAUGUUUUAUGCCAAAUUUCAUUUUUACCCACCUAACAAACUUUACAUCAUUAUUGUAAUAUUGCAUUUUUCACAAAUUUUUAUGUUUAAAUCUUGUUGUUUUAGUGCUUAGCAUGCAAUCUUUGUUUUAUCUGUUUAUACAAAAUGCUUCUACAGAUUUUAAUGGAUGUAAAGUACUUCAUGAAAUAAUUAUGAAUAAAAUUUAUGAAAAAAAUA